Molecule: messenger RNA, 1233 nt
Organism: Penaeus monodon (black tiger shrimp)
Lineage: Eukaryota; Metazoa; Arthropoda; Malacostraca; Decapoda; Penaeidae
Product: solute carrier family 43 member 3-like
Exons: 7
Coding region: 1-1218 (405 amino acids)
Source: RefSeq, a predicted model, not a curated record
AUGGCCGUGUUGUGCUCUCAGGCCGCGUCCAUCGGCGAGAUGCCGAAGUGGCAUCGGUGGCUGGUGUUCCUGGUGGGAAUUUUCGAGACGAUGGUCUGGUCGGGCACGGUCUUCGGGUGGGCGUCCCUGGUCCACGUGCUAAAGACCAUGGGCGUGUACAGCCACUUGUGCAAGGAGUCUCUGCACCAAGUCUAUUCCCUGUCCAACAACGCCACGCAGGAGGUCGAUGGGGCUAUGCUGGUGCUUACUGACUCGACGCAGCUGGCAUGCAGUAGCCAGGACCAACAAUUCGCCCUCAUAUACACCGUCGCGUGUGUACUGUAUUCCAUUCCGGGCAUCCUCCUUGGCUACUGCCUCCACCACUUCGGUCUCGCCGUCACCCGCGUCCUCGGGGGUCUGCUGAUCUCCUCGGGCUUCGUCCUCCUGGCGCUCACCACUGCGGAUUCUCCAUCGUACCUGUGGGGCGCCGCCAUUUUCCUUUCCAUUGGAGGGAACAUCAUCCGAAUGGCAGGACUCCAGCUUGGGAACCUAUUUCCCGAACGCCGCAACACUGCCAUAGCCAUCAUCAGCGGGAUGUUCACACCCUCUGCCGGGAUGUUUAUCAUCUUACAGUAUGCUCGCGAGGCCGGAUUGCCCUGGGUGUACAUCUGUACCAGCUUUGCUGUUGUUGCUUCCUUAAUCCUUCUUCUCACGCCCUUGAUGCCCCGACACCAUGUGCCUUACACAGUCGAAGUAGAAACGCAAGACGAAGUGAAGAACGAGAAAGGCAACGUGAAACCGGUGCGGGAGAGCAUUUUCUCGUGGUCCAACCUCUUCCACACCUACUGGGUCUUUUCCAACAUGUUCUGCGUCAUGUUGUUCAGCACUUAUUUCAACUCAUGGAUUAACAAGUUCUCGGAGACUACGAAUGAAGCGGCACGCUAUUCUCUCUUGUACGGGUAUGCCAACAUUCUGUGCUUCUUCAUCUCACCUCUGCCUGGCCUCCUGGUCGAUACCAUCGCUAGCAAGUUCCAAAAAGGAAAAACCGGUUUACAGAAGCACAUCGCCUCCGUCCAAGCCACAAUAAUACCCAUGAUCUUGGUAACGCUAACAGUUACCGUCCAGCUUGGUAGCCUUAUGUUCCAGGGAUCAGCGGCUGUGUAUAUAGGUCUCAUGUGCUUAACUAUCAACAGACCUUCUUGCCUAGCUGUCGGCAACCCGCUAAUCAGGAUAAGGUAAUUGACCUUAUUUCCU